Molecule: messenger RNA, 604 nt
Organism: Momordica charantia (bitter melon)
Lineage: Eukaryota; Viridiplantae; Streptophyta; Magnoliopsida; Cucurbitales; Cucurbitaceae
Product: kirola
Biological process (GO): defense response
Source: RefSeq, a predicted model, not a curated record
CUUAAUUAUAAGCUUUUUGAAAAUAUGGCUCAGAUUGCUAAGAUCUCAGAGCAGGUUCAGCUCAAGUCUUGUGGCCAAAAAUUCUAUGACCAUUUUGCGAACAAAAUGGAUCGUUUUGCUCAUUUGUUCCCUCAAAACCUCAAGGGCUAUGAGUUUGUGGAGGGAAAUGGUUUCACUCAUGGCAGCGUCAUGUAUUGGAUUUAUUAUUGGUUUGUUUUCGGCCAAAACACAGGUAUCCCAGCUGAAGUAAAGACGAGGCUAAUGGUGGAUGAGCCCAACAAAUCAAUUACUUUUGAAUGUGUUGAAGGAGAUUUGUUAAAGGAUUUUGAAGUUUUCCAAGUGAGAGUUGAAGUUACAGAUGGUGGAAACAGUGGCAUGAGCUCAGUCAGAUGGUGUAUGGAAUUUGUGAAGAAAAAUGAAGAUGUUCCUUCACCACAUAACUAUCUCCAAUUUGGAGUUAAAGUGUGCAAAGGCCUUGAUGCUUACCUUUCCAACAAAUGAACUACAAAAAAAGCAACACCAACUUGGCUUUGGUUGUUGAAAUAUAUUGUAUGAAUAAAUUUGGGUUCAUUAUAUUUAUGGUAUCCAUGGCUUUCCUUUAUUA